AUGAAAAUAAAUAAAUAAAAAGGCAGACUUAAAAGAGAAUAGCAAGUUGCUUCAAUCUGAAACAAUGGAUACCCAAAAAAGAUUAACGCAACAUCCUCAAGCAACCACCGAUAUCACCAUCACCAACACCAACACCAACAUCAACUUCAUUACUACUGCUGCUGCUACCACUAUUACUACUUCCUAACCAUAAGAUAUCUUAUUGUUAUAGCAAAUAGGGGGAGAGAGUGAUAGACAGAGAGAGAGAGAGAGGGGGGGAUGGAGGAAUUUGUGGUGCAUAAUCUUUUCAGUGGCGGAAGAGAAGCACAGAUUCAGGCUGCUAAUGAUCUUGGUAAAUUUAGCAGCAAGCAGAGGCACAAGUUGGUCGAAAGAGGAAUUAUUUCGCCUCUGGUUGCAAUGCUUCAGUCUCAAGAUUGUGAAGCCAUAGAAGCUGCUCUCUUUGCUUUGCUUAGCCUUGCAUUUGGCAGUGAACGGAACAAGAUUCGGAUAGUCAAAUCAGGAGUUGUGCCCGUGUUGUUAGAGCUCUUGGACUGCCCAAACGAGACACUGCUUGAGCUGGUAAUAGCUGCUCUGCUAAUCCUCUCUUCUUGUGCGCCAAACAAGCUGGCAAUUACUUCUCUCGGUGCUAUCCCACUCAUUAUUGGAGUCCUUAAUCAAGAUUAUGCAGAUGAUGAUGCCGCCACAAGCUGCAUUAGCAUGCAAGCCAAGCUUGAUGCUAUAGCAACUCUCCACAAUCUCUCAACUUGCCAGCAGAUUAUUCCAUCGAUUGUCUCUUCUGGAACAGUUUUUAUACUGCUCCAAAUAAUUCACAGCUAUGAAAAAUCAUCGCAGUUGGUAGAGAAAGCGAUGGCACUGCUAGAAAACAUCAUUACUUUAUCAGAGACUGCGCUUCUUCAAACCGCCACUACAGGAGGUGCAAUUCGGGCAUUGGUUGAGAAUAUUGAAGAGGGUUCCCCCCAAUGCAAAGAGCAUGCCGUGGUAAUUCUCCUUCUAAUAUGCCAGAGUUGCAGAGAUAAAUACAGAGGAUUAAUUUUAAGGGAAGGUGUAAUGCCAGGAUUGCUUCAGUUAAGUGUGGAUGGAACAUGGAGGGCUAAAGAUACAGCUCAAGAACUGUUAUUGCUCUUGAGGGAUUAUUCAGGUUAUGGCACAAGAGGGAAACAAUCGAAACAUGAACUCGUGGAGCAGAUUAUGCAGGAAAUCGAUGCAGAAGGAGAGACAAUCAGGGAAACAACAACACUUAGGCUGGUGGAGGAAAUGAUUGCAAAGCUCAAUACAUGAUCCACCAAAUGGUUAGUGGAGGUUUUGAUGUAGGGGUGCCCACUUAAAGGUAGGCAUAAUGUGUAUAUAAUGCUUGGGCAUGGGAUUCUUUUUGCUAAUAUUGGGUACCUUUCGACCUCGCUGAUCGGGUCCUAGUCUUUUGUAAGGAUGAUAGUCGUUUACUAUGUAGUUGCAUCAGUAUUAGCUCAUGAAGCAUUUGGAACUCUGAAGGCUUUCACACCCAAAGUAAGUUGCCAUGGUUGCCUUUGUCAGGUACAAUAUAAUACGCAAGGAGGAAACAAAAACGGAAUGCUAUUUUCGACUGGUGAAACACAUUAAACAGUUACCAGGUCAAAAAGGACACCUUGCACAUGCAGCUGGCAACUGAAUCAGAUAUUUAACCGCUUGCCAAAAACAACAGUAAAAAGAGAGACGGGAGAAGUUAAUAUAGUUAGGCAACAGUGUCCAGCUAAAACUCAACUGCUAAAAACAUCAAUACUCAAUAAGAACCCAUUCUGAAUAUUAACCAUCUGCACUCGCAUACAGGCAAAAUACAAACGUACAUGCAUUCUCACCUUUUGUCUUAAAUUACAAAGCAUUUCAGUCUCUUUCAUUUUCAACUUCUGUUCUCAGCAUCGAAGUUCUGCUUUGCUGUCCUGUCCUGGAUACAACAAACUACCAAUUUCUCAGGCAAUAUUUGCACGGGCAAAGCAAUAUUUGUCAGAGGAUCAGAACAGUUACAACAAUAAACCAGUCACUGAAUUUAACAAAGCAUCAUCAGUUAUCACCACAAUUUGCAACAUUAGCAUGAACCACUCAUCGACUUUUGUGUCACUCUAGUAACAACAUAAUUUCCAAAAAUCAUGAAAAGAGAGAGUUGGGCCGUGUUUCAUCUGUAAUUGGCUAAAAUUUGAUGAUAUAUUUC
Ricinus communis (castor bean) is the source of this 2182-nucleotide messenger RNA. Its product is annotated as U-box domain-containing protein 6. The record is from RefSeq and is a predicted model, not a curated record. NCBI's taxonomy places the organism in Eukaryota, Viridiplantae, Streptophyta, Magnoliopsida, Malpighiales, Euphorbiaceae. Gene Ontology annotation, molecular function: protein binding. The transcript has 2 exons. Bases 259 to 1278 code for a protein of 339 amino acids.